AUGCGUUCAGCAAUUUUAUACAUUACCAGCAGCUUCUUGGUGGCUUCCGCAUUAGCCAACCAGGCACAAUGGACCCCCUUCGCCAACCUCCAAGCAUUCCUUCCACAGCAAGACCAGCAAGUACAAGCAAGUGAAUACGGCGACUUUGGCGGACAAGAAGACCACGGCGAUGGCGGCGGCUUCGGAGGUCACGGCUUUGAAGGUGGUAACGACUUUGGUGGAGGUGGUCACGGCUUCGGUGGCCAUGAUAUUCAAGCCCACGCCUACCCCGUCCACCAACACGUCGAGGAAGAAAACCCGGAACCAAUCAAACACUACAAGGAAGUAGUGGUCCCUGUUCCCAAGAACGUAGAGUUCAAAGUUCAUCAACCGAUUAUAAUACCGGUCCCGCACCACGUUCCGAUUCAAAUUCCGGUGCCAAAAGCUGUGGUCAUUCCGAUCGUGAAGGAAGUUUCCGUUCCGGUGGAAAAAUCUGUUCCUUAUCCAGUAGAGAAGAUUGUUCACGUGCCUAAAGUUAAAGAAGUGCCUUUCGAAGUGGUGAAGCAUAUUAUUGUCCCUGUACCCAAGCCUUUCCCUUUCAAAGUGCCAGUCCACGAAACGAUCAUCCACACGAAAAAGGGCUCUCACAAGAUAUAAAUGAGGUUUAAAUUCGUUAGCUUUUUAAAGUAAAUUUGUUGUUAGUUUUCCACCGUUGUUUGUGCUGAUGUGUGCUUCCAAAUGUAUAAAUAGGCGUGUAUAGUUGUGUUUGUUAUUAUAGAAUGCGUUAGCUAGUCAUCUUCAGUGUGUGCGAGGGUAGGACAGUGCUGAGAGUAGGCCAUUGUCAAUAUUCUUAAAUUGAUGUGAAUGUAAAAUGACCUUUGUACAAUGGUUGAUUGAUUAUAGAUUGCCUUGUGAAGGAAAGCUGGUUAAACGGGAAGUACCAUUAAGGUAAAAGUGAUGCGGUGUAUUGGUGUGUGUAUAGGCCCUUAAUCCCAGGAGAUGACUAGAUGUGUGUACUAUACUUUACUGUGAUUGUUUCUUGUUAUUUAGUUUGUAAGAAUAAAUAUUUUAUACCAUUUUCCUA
This is a messenger RNA of Manduca sexta (tobacco hornworm), 1063 nucleotides long. RefSeq names its product titin. The transcript is spliced from 3 exons. Lineage: Eukaryota; Metazoa; Arthropoda; Insecta; Lepidoptera; Sphingidae. The record is from RefSeq and is a predicted model, not a curated record. The coding region runs from base 1 to 636 and encodes 211 amino acids.